CCACGCAUGCGCGCUGCCUGACACUGAGAGGCGCGGACUCCACGCCUCUUUCCCGGGGAUAGUGCACGGGCUCCGGCUCUUCUUCUUCUCCUGCUGCUGCUGUGUCCCUGAUCCUGAUCCCGGAGAAUAACCGAUCACUGUGAUCUCUCGGCUGGAAGGUGACCCGGACGUGGUGCCCGCAUGGUGCCCAGGGCAGGGUGAUUGGCUCCGGUACAGAACUGGAUGCAGCCGCAGAUCUGGACUCUUUGCAGACUCCGGUGUAUACCCAGCUUUUCUCCUAUAGAGGGAUCCAGCCCGUGCAUUGCCUAUGUAUGUGCCCUCUAUGUAUAGGUGACAUGUAUAGUGCCCAGCUUAUAAUACACUGAUAUACUGUAUACAUACUACCUACCUCUAUACUGUUAUCAAUGCUGUUACAUUGUAACCCCCCUAUAGAAUACAAGCGGGGGGCACUGUUGUCUAUGUAGCCUCCGCUUACACCCUAAUACUCCAUACAUUAUCUAUGCACCUUGCUUAGGCUGACAAGAGAUACCGUCAGGUUGAGGCACUUGCUUAUCUUGGUCCACGCAGCAGCAACCUCCGCCACCUAGGAACCCAUAGCACUUCAAGGGACAAUGUCAAUGCUGGGGUUGUUGAGCCGGACUGUUCUGCGUCCCGCUGUCUCGCCCAAGUCGUUGAGCUGGCUGGGUAUGAGCGGUGGUGGCACCAGCAGCAUUGUACAUCAUCAUCAUCAUCAUCAUCAUCCUGGGAGCGUCGUAGUGCAAAGCUGCCGGCUGUUGGGCACCCACCCAAGGAAGGAGCCCAUGGAGGCGCUGAACACGGCGCAAGGAGCCCGGGACUUCAUCUACAGCCUGCACGCCACCGAGCGCAGCUGCCUGCUGAGGGAACUGCACAGAUUCGAGUCUAUAGCCAUUGCACAAGAACAACUUGAAGCUGCCCCACCUUCCACCACCCAGCUCAGACAUGUCUUCGUCCACAAUGCACUACCAUUUAUUGGGUUUGGCUUCUUGGAUAACGCUAUUAUGAUCGCUGCGGGAACACAGAUAGAAUUCCAUAUUGGAGCUCUUUUAGGAAUUUCCACAAUGGCAGCUGCCGCUCUAGGAAACCUGGUGUCGGAUAUUGCCGGACUUGGGCUGGCGGGUUAUGUUGAAGCAAUAUCUUCACGGCUCGGUUUGCCGAUUCCCGAUUUAACGCCCAAACAAGCAGAUAUGUGGCAGACGCGUGUUAGUGCACAUAUGGGAAAAGCAAUAGGAGUCGCCAUUGGCUGCCUUUUGGGAAUGUUCCCACUCUUGUUCUUCAACUGGGAUGACGAGGAGAAAUCUGAAAAAAAGAAAAAGUGAAAUUUUAUACCGCCCCCUUGAAAACUCAUACCUCAGCCAAGUAUGCAGUGUCCAUCUUUACAGCCGGCAGAGUGAGAUACUUAGAGGACACCGAAAUCCGGGAACAACACCAUACUCCGCAUGACCCGACCCCAUCGAUUCCUGGACUCCAUGUACUCGGAACCAUUGGACUUGUCUACGACGCACAACGACAGAUUCAUUAUUUUUCCUUCCUUCUGCAGAACUUCUGAUUUGGAAUAUAUUGGCACUUUUUUUUUUUCUUCAGGAGACUUUGGUUGUCUUUGUUGACCUCUGCCGAAAACUGGAGAUAAUUUUACCUGUCCUAUCUCUAAUCUUACUCUUAAAGGGGUACUCCACUGCUCAACGUUUGGAACAAACUGUUCCAAACGCUGGAGGAGGCGCCGGGAGCUCGUGAUGUCAUUGCCCCGCCCCCCUCAUGACGUCACGCCCCCUCAA
Hyla sarda is the source of this 1793-nucleotide messenger RNA. It is a transcript of the gene TMEM65, whose product is annotated as transmembrane protein 65. Gene Ontology annotation, biological process: cardiac ventricle development; regulation of cardiac conduction. The record is from RefSeq and is a predicted model, not a curated record. Gene Ontology annotation, cellular component: mitochondrion. Lineage: Eukaryota; Metazoa; Chordata; Amphibia; Anura; Hylidae. The transcript has 7 exons. Bases 612 to 1337 code for a protein of 241 amino acids.